Verticillium alfalfae VaMs.102 is the source of this 933-nucleotide messenger RNA. Its product is annotated as sorbitol dehydrogenase. Bases 1 to 933 code for a protein of 310 amino acids. Gene Ontology annotation, molecular function: L-iditol 2-dehydrogenase (NAD+) activity. NCBI's taxonomy places the organism in Eukaryota, Fungi, Ascomycota, Sordariomycetes, Glomerellales, Plectosphaerellaceae. Gene Ontology annotation, biological process: D-sorbitol catabolic process. The transcript is spliced from 3 exons. The record is from RefSeq and is a predicted model, not a curated record.
AUGGCACCCGCGGUGCUUGAACCCGAGGUCGCGUGCUGUCUCCCCGUGAAGAACAGCAGUAAAGGCUUCACCAGUACCACCAUCAAGGAGAUCCCUGCUGUCAACGACGCCGAGGUCCUCCAGGCGCCGCUACCCAACCCUUCACUCCAAGUCACAGCCGACCACCGGAUCAAGACUGUUGAGGCGCCAGUCCUCGCACCGAAGAAGGGGGAGGUCCUGCUCCAGAUCAAGGCAACGGGCGUGUGUGGGCUCCCCGACAACAUAUCCUACGCCCAAGGCGCCCUCCUUGAACCCCUCUCCGUCGUCCUGCACGGCAUCCGCACCGCCGGCCUCGAGCUGGGCACCGGCGCCGUCAUCUGCGGCGCCGGCCCCAUCGGUCUCAUCGCGCUCGCCGCCGCCCGCGCCUCAGGCGCCCACCCCCUCGUCAUCACUGACAUUGAACCUCUGCGCCUCGCUUUCGCCAAGGAGCUCGUGCCCGAGUGCCUCACCUACCGCGUCGACCCGAGUCUGGGCGCAGAGGGCAACGGAAAGGCGAUCCGGGCGCUGUUCGGCACCGAGACGGCGGGGGAGUACGUCGCGCCGAGGACGGUGCUCGAGUGCACCGGGGUCGAGAGCAGCGUCUGCGCCGCGGCGUUUGCGGUGCGGAGGGGCGGCACGGUCAUGGUCAUUGGGGUGGGGAGGGAGGUGAUGAACAAUCUGCCUUUUAUGCACAUUUCGCUGUCCGAGAUCAAACUCGAUUUUAUCAACCGGUACAGGGAUACGUGGGCGCCGGGCAUCCAGUGCCUGAGCGGUGGGAUAUUGAAGUUGGACAAACUUAUCUCGCAUACGUUUCCGCUUGAAAAGGCGGAGGAGGCUCUGACGCUGUCCUCUGAUGUGAGGAACGGGAGCAUCAAGGUGCAGAUUGUGGAUGAGUUUGAGUCGCCGCUGUUUUGA